Plasmodium adleri (nom. inval.) is the source of this 867-nucleotide messenger RNA. Its product is annotated as protein kinase 5. Gene Ontology annotation, biological process: protein phosphorylation. The record is from RefSeq and is a predicted model, not a curated record. Lineage: Eukaryota; Apicomplexa; Aconoidasida; Haemosporida; Plasmodiidae. The transcript has 5 exons. Gene Ontology annotation, molecular function: ATP binding; cyclin-dependent protein serine/threonine kinase activity. Gene Ontology annotation, cellular component: cytoplasm; nucleus. The coding region runs from base 1 to 867 and encodes 288 amino acids.
AUGGAGAAAUAUCAUGGUUUAGAAAAAAUAGGAGAGGGAACAUAUGGGGUAGUUUACAAAGCCCAAAAUAAUUAUGGUGAAACUUUUGCCUUAAAAAAAAUUAGAUUAGAAAAAGAAGAUGAAGGAAUUCCAUCAACAACAAUAAGAGAAAUUAGCAUUUUGAAAGAAUUGAAACAUUCCAACAUAGUGAAGUUGUAUGAUGUCAUACACACAAAGAAAAGAUUAGUUUUAGUUUUUGAGCAUCUUGAUCAAGAUCUUAAGAAACUUCUAGAUGUUUGUGAUGGAGGGCUGGAAUCCGUAACAGCAAAAUCAUUUUUACUUCAGCUUCUAAAUGGCAUAGCUUAUUGUCAUGACCGUCGUGUUUUACACAGAGAUUUGAAGCCCCAGAAUUUAUUAAUAAAUAGAGAGGGAGAAUUAAAAAUUGCCGACUUUGGGCUAGCAAGAGCAUUUGGAAUUCCUGUAAGGAAAUAUACACAUGAAGUAGUAACCUUAUGGUAUCGAGCACCAGAUGUUUUAAUGGGAUCAAAGAAAUAUUCAACUACUAUUGAUAUAUGGAGUGUUGGAUGUAUAUUUGCUGAAAUGGUAAAUGGAACCCCAUUAUUUCCAGGGGUAUCUGAAGCAGACCAAUUAAUGAGAAUAUUUAGAAUUCUAGGAACACCUAAUUCUAAAAAUUGGCCUAAUGUAACUGAACUACCAAAAUAUGAUCCUAAUUUUACCGUAUAUGAACCUUUGCCAUGGGAAUCAUUUUUGAAGGGAUUAGACGAAUCUGGUAUCGACUUGCUUUCAAAAAUGCUAAAGCUUGAUCCAAACCAAAGAAUAACAGCUAGACAAGCUUUAGAACAUGCAUAUUUUAAAGAAAACAAUUAA